CUAGAGUCUUUGAAGACUAUACCAAGGGUAUAAAGUUCUUGCAGUUCGUCUCCCGCUCGUUUCGUUUCUUCUCCCUCCAAAUUCGGAAUCAUCAAUCGAUUAACCGCCUCCCAUUCUACAACUUCGUAACUGCCGUAAAACCGCCGCACUUCUUAACUGCCGUCCCGUACUAUAUAAUUGAUAGGAGGUUGAAGUUUUUUCUUGCGAGAGGAAGUUGGUGAAUUGCGAAAUCUCAGGAUGGUCUUCAAAAAGGGUCACACCGGAUCAAAUAAGCAAUGGAAAUUUGCAAUGAAUGAAGUUUUUAAGGAUAAACCUCCCCAGGUACCCGGCACUAGUAACCGUAAGAAGUAUGUGGAACCGGAAAUUGAUGAAGAUGAUGAAGAGUACGAGGAAGAUCUCGUUGGAUCAGGGGAUGAUAGUGAAGAUACACCAUAUGAAGAGGAGGGUGAGGAGUUAGAGGACGAAGAAGAAGACGACGACGAAGAGUAUGUAGAUGAGGAUGAGGAUGAGGGGGAAAAUGAUGUUGGUGUAAAGUGUAAGUUGAAAAAUCAGGGCAGGAAAACGGGUAAUGCUAAAGGAAGGCGUCCUGUUGUUGUAGAGGAGGAUGAUGAGUUUUAUGAUGAUCUUGAAGUUGAUGCUCGUGCUAAGUUGAAGAUGAAAGAGCGCAGUAGGAAGUAUGCUAAGAGCAGGCGUUUAGUUAAUGAUGUAGAGGAUGAAGGAAAUGAUGAUGAAGAGGAUGACGAGGAAGAUGGAGAAGCUGAUGUCCGUAGAGUGGGGAAGAAGCAUCCGAAGCAUGUAGGCCAAAAUGUUAGGCGGUAUCCAGAAGAUGAACAACAUGGGUUGAGGAAGAAACAUUUGAAGGUGAUUAGGAAGAGGCGUCGUGGGGAUACUGAUGACGAGGAAGAACAGGGGAAGCCUGUGAAGAAGAAGUUGUUGCUGAAGAAAAAGGUUGGUAAGAUUGUUGAUAAAGAGCGUAGAAAAGGAAAGUCUCCUCUUAAAGAUAAGGGAAUGACUAAGAGAGGCAAGAAUAGGAGAGUGUUUCUGCGGGUUCCAAUCCCCCAACAUCCAAUAUCUAGGGGUGAAUAUGCCAAGUGUCAUGAUGUUGUAGUUGCUACCCAAAGGGCUAAUUGCGAUCGCAAGCAACCGAGUGUUAUAUGCCGCACUGAUGCUUUCUCAAAGAUCAUUGCUGGAUUUGAUGACUCUAGAAGAGCCUGUGUGCAAAAAAUGGGGUUUGGAGGAUUGUUGGAGUUGAAAAUAUCCAAGCUUCCGAGGCAGCUUUGUUAUUGGCUGAUGACCAGAUUGGACGGAGUCAACAGUUAUCUGGUAGGUGGUGACGGGCAUGUGUUGCCGAUCACACCUGGCCAUUGGGAAGAUGUGUUUGGUUUGAGGAACAGCGGGCUUCCCGUCCCUGAAAAGGAUUCUGAUUUGCCGGCUGGAAAAGCUCUAGCGUAUGCAGUGAAGUAUGGUGAGAAAAACCCUGCAAACAACAAGACCACAGUACUGAUAUCCAACGCAACUCGCGUGUUGUUAGGUCCCUUGGACAAGCUCGGCAACUUAGUGCCGCUCGCAAAUCAACGUCAAAGGACUGAGUUCAUGGAGAACUUCAUGAUUGUGCUAAUGGGACAGAUUCUUUGUCCUUCUACUGAUGGUGCAAACAUGUCGACGAAACUGCUAGGUGCUGUAUGUGUUGCAAAGGACGCAGAUCAGUAUAACUGGUGUGAGUUUUGUCACAAAUGGCUGCUAGACUACGCGAUCACAUGCCAGCGGAAGCUAGAAGUUCAGGGUUAUGCGGCUGGGACUGGUGGUUGUGUUUUGUUUUUGUUGGUUUUUUAUCUAGAUCGUUUAUGUCGGCUUCCUGUCCGUUGGGACGAGUUCCCCAGACUAAAAGUCUGGACUGAGGAGGAAGUGGAGAAGGUGAAACUUCAUGAUAGGAAGCCUACUGAAGACUAUGGGAGGUUAUCGACGGUUGAUGUUGUUUACCGGGAGCCCCAUCCUCUAUUUGGAGAAAGAAGGCCAUUGGCAGAAGAGGUUGCUGAUCUGGUUAUGGAAAGGAUGGCCCCCUUACUGCAAGACCUCCGUGCCGUGAUACGAGAACAAGUAAUCAUACGCAGGCUGGGGGCAAAGGAAAGUGUUGCUGAAAAAGAUCCCUCCCCUGGUGUUGCUGAAAAAGAUCCCUCCCCUGGUGUUGCUGAAAAAGAUCCCUCCCCUGCUAGCAGUUCCCAUCGCCAAAUCAGCGAUAAUGCUUAUAUUAACGUGGAUGGUGAGCCAAUGGCGGUGGAUAAGUCGGUCAACAAGGUCCUGAGUGAGUUAGAUGUCAUUGUACUGGAGGAGGAUGAAACAGACAAUGUGCAACACACAGUGGAACAACCAUUGGGAGGUGAAGAAAAUGUGUUUGUGAAUUACCAGUCCUUGCCUGUGGAGCAGCCCGUGUUUGAGUUUCUGCAUGUUCCAGCAGUGGUGGCCGUGCAGAAUGAGCCUAUGGAGGAGGCAGAGCAAGUGCAGCAGGCCCCCCCACAACAAGUGGUUGAGCUAGUGCAGCACUUGGAGGCCAUGCAGAAUGAGCCUAUGGAGGCACUGCCGCAACACGAGCCACAACAAGAGCCACGUCAUGAGCCUGUCCAGCAAGGUCAUACCGAGGGAGACCAAGGCGGACCACAAGAAGAAGGGCCAGUGGUGCCUGUUGUGCAGCAAGAGGCAGACCCCCAGGGCCCAGUAGAAGAGCCACCACAACAUGAUUUUGUGGAGCCACAAAAUGAUGUUUUGGAGGACCCCGAAAACGAAGAUGAAGAAGAUGAAGAGGAAGGUGAUGAAGAAGAUGGCGAGGAAGGUGAUGAAGAAGAUGGCGAGGAAGAUGAUGAAGAAGAUGGCGAGGAAGGUGACGAAGAUGAAGAAGAUGUUGGUAAUACCGCGGAUCAAGAUAAACCUGGUGAUGAUGAUGAUGAGAACCAAGGAGCAAAUGGUGGUACAACGGGUCCGGUUGCGGGUGAAGCUGAAGGUGCAGAUAAUGCAGAGGGUCCGGGUGCCGAUGGGACCGAGAAUACAAGGGGUGGGGGUGAAGGUUUGGACCAUGGUGCUGUUCAUGGUUCCAAUCCUGAAGAUUUUGAUGGUGCUGAACCAGGUGGUGAUGGUCAGGUGAGAACAAGAAUAAAGGCAGCAAGGCCUAAACCUAGUCCCAAACCCCGCACUGCGACAAAGAGAUCCCGUAAGCCUAGUGAGAAGGCAAUAGCAAUGAGAACAGCUCGUCAACGACCAGGUAUUAGAAUGACGAAGGCAGACAGUUCUAUUUUGAAGUACGUAGAGGCUUACGACACCAAAAAGAAAGCAGGAGGGGCUAUGUUGAUUGAAUGUGAUGGGAACGACGCAAACCAGCAGAUGUGUUACUCGGUUGUUCACCCCAGGUCCUAUGUGAAUUCCCAGUAUGUUCGUACAAUUGCAUAUCUCUACAACCGGGAGUGGGCUAGUGAAUUUCCAAAGAGUUGUCGCAGACUUAUGCUUGACUCUAUGUUUGCACAUCAAAAGCUAAAGACGAAAGAAACAUAUGCUGGGUUGUUCAAGAAGUGGUCGCAACCACUUAGGAAGGUGGUCUCCUCGGAUAUUUCUGUGGUUUUUGUUCCAGUUGUCGAAAACGAACACUGGUGGUGUGUUGCUUUUGCACUCAAAGACCAGAAGAUAUGGUUCAUUGACAACAUGUAUAAAAAUCCCGCUGCAGAGCAUUCUGCGGAAUUAAAGAAAUUGAUACCUGCCGUUGACUACGUCUUACUGGAGACUGACAAGGAGUUUAACGCAUCCCCGGCAUGGCAGACUAAGCAAAUGGGGAAAUGGCCCCUGGAUGUUGUUGGUUUUCCUGAUUAUAAUGACAAUCAUGCAUGCGGGGUUGUGAUGCUUAUGGCGAUCCGGGAGACUGCUAAUGCUUUCAAAAAGUCAAUGCAUGUGGGGGAGAUAGGCGCUGCCCGGAAGGCUCUGUUCUUGUCCCAUUUGAAUUCAGACUACAACUCUUGCCGUCCAUUGAUACCGGAGAUAAUUGCUACCCAUUGCCGUUGAUUUAUAAUAGUCUAGUGUCAUGAACUUAUGUUUAUUUUAGUUCGAGUGUUUAAUCAUCAACUUUGUUUAUCGGUUGCGUAUGAACUAUACCGUGCUUUUGUUGUUUGGUGACCAAUACUUCCCUUACACUAUGCAUUUUGGUUAAAGGGGAUGGAAUACUUUGUAGUUUUGGCACCAAUAUAUGUGUGUAAUAUUUUAACGACAUUGUUCUAUAUUGCAAUGUCGUCAAGUUCUACAAGUUGAUCCCUUUAAAUGUUGGUUUAGUCAAAUUUCUUAUGAUUUGUUACCCCCAACACU
Messenger RNA from Spinacia oleracea (spinach), 4338 nucleotides. RefSeq lists its product as uncharacterized. The transcript is spliced from 15 exons. The record is from RefSeq and is a predicted model, not a curated record. Gene Ontology annotation, molecular function: cysteine-type peptidase activity. NCBI's taxonomy places the organism in Eukaryota, Viridiplantae, Streptophyta, Magnoliopsida, Caryophyllales, Amaranthaceae. The coding region runs from base 238 to 4041 and encodes 1267 amino acids. Gene Ontology annotation, biological process: proteolysis.